AUGUCCAAACAAGAAGAGCAACAGUUGCCCAAUUACGGCCCAAUUGAUUAUGUCAAGUUCUUUGGUGCUGGUGCCCUUGCGGCGACCCUAACACAUGGCGCCGCAACGCCCAUCGAUGUCGUCAAGACAAGAAUACAAGUCGACGACGCGAUGAAGGGCCUGAACAUGGUCAAGGCGGGGCGGACCAUCGUUGCCAACGAAGGCGCUGCAGCGCUCCUCACAGGAUUUGGGCCCACAGCCGUUGGGUACCUGAUACAAGGUGGAGGAAAGUUCGCAGGCUACGAGUUCUUCAAAAAGAAGUUCAUUGAGCUGAGCGGGUCCACCGAGAAGGCAACCGAGCGCCGAACCGCCAUCUACCUGGGCGCGUCCGCCACCGCAGAGUUCUUCGCCGACAUUGCCCUGUCACCGCUGGAGGCGACUCGCAUCCGUCUUGUGAGCCAGAGAGGCUACGCGAGCGGCCUGGCCACAGGCUUCAUGCGGAUGGCGCGGGAGGAGGGCCUCAGGGGAUUCUACUCGGGCUUCGUGCCGCUGCUGUUCAAGCAGGUGCCGUACGCGGUGGGCCAGUUCUCCGUGCACGAGGCCGCCAACGAGAUGAUCUACCGCGCCAUGGGCCCCGAGAGGAAGGCAAAGCUCACGCAGCUCCAGUCCACCGGCGUGGAGCUGACCUCGGGCGUCGUCGCUGGUGUUGCCGCGGCCGUCCUGUCCCACCCCGCCGACACGCUGCUGUCGGCUAUUAACAAGGGCGCGGGCGACAAGUCCCAGAGUACUACUGCCAGGAUGUUCACCCUGGCGCGUGAGUUUGGACCUAAGAGGCUGUUGACUACGGGGCUAGGCCCCCGUGUGGUCAUGACUUGUGGCCUGGUCGCCGGCCAGUUUGUGAUUUAUGCGCAGUGCAAGACGCUUGUUGGUGCUCCACCUGGAAUUGAGAUUCACAAAGAGGAGUCGUUGGCUGGAAACGCUCCUCAGAAAACUGUUGAAUCUUUACUCAAGCCCCAGAUCAUUAUGGCCAUGGAAAAUACCGUCGACAUGCCAGGACUGACUCUUGAGGAGUCGGAUAGGAUGCACAACGAUGAGCAGAACGACUUCCAAGAACCGGAACAACAGUUCGAAAUCAAUGCUAUUGAAACAGACGAGGGCUUGGAUUUGAGGGAGUCUUUCGAUUCAGACGACAGUCUUGGAUCAGAUGGAACACCCGAAAGAGACGAGGAUGUCGAAACAGAUGAAAAGGUCAUCCCGGUCGCAAGCCUUACCGUGAAUGAGGAACAAGACCAGGAGAAUGAUAGCCUGCAAGCUGAGAAUGAUGCCUUGCACGCACAGGAGCAACAGGCACAGGAGCAAAAUGCGCAGAAGCAAGAGCUCGAGCAAGUGGAAGAAGAAAACACUGCGGUCGGAAAUUCCAAUGAAAUCAAAACCACUCCAAAGAAGUCGAAGUGGCUUGCCCAGUGGUUUCAAUGGCAGGAGGAUCUGUAUUGA
This is a messenger RNA of Diaporthe amygdali, 1473 nucleotides long. RefSeq names its product mitochondrial phosphate carrier protein. Gene Ontology annotation, cellular component: mitochondrial inner membrane. Gene Ontology annotation, biological process: mitochondrial phosphate ion transmembrane transport. The transcript has 4 exons. The coding region runs from base 1 to 1473 and encodes 490 amino acids. Lineage: Eukaryota; Fungi; Ascomycota; Sordariomycetes; Diaporthales; Diaporthaceae. Gene Ontology annotation, molecular function: phosphate transmembrane transporter activity. The record is from RefSeq and is a predicted model, not a curated record.